AUGGCGACCGUCACAGAGUCCGUCAAAGAGUCGCUUGUAGGCACGACGCAGCCAGAGAGUUUGUCAACUGAGGCACGAAUGAGCUUUCUCAAACACUCGCGCCGGGACGAUGAUGGUGAGCUCUACAUGAACGAGGAGGAUUUCAUCAACGCCAUCGCGCCGCCUGAAGAAGACUAUCACAAAAUCAAGAGAGAACAAUAUGGCAUCCUGUUCAAUGUCGCAGAUCGACACAAACACGGCAGGAUUACAAUGUCCGAAUGGGCCGCCUUUGAGAACUUGCUUGCCAAAGCCGACGCCGAGUAUGAAAUCGCCUUCAGACUGUUCGACGUCGACGGCACUGGUUUGAUCAAGUCAGAUGCAUUGCAGCGAAUCUAUGAGCAGAACCGAGGUCGAGAAAGCAUUCCCUUCGACUUCAACUCGGAGUGGGCGUCGCUGUACAUUGGCGGCAAGAGCAAGAGACAUGAAAUGACAUACCCCCAGUUCGCACAGAUGAUGCGUGGUCUGCAGGGGGAGCGGAUACGACAGGCGUUCCACCUCUUUGACAAGGACAAGGAUGGAUACAUUGAGCCUGAGGAGUUUGAGCGCAUCAUCCGAGACACCUCUGGACACAAGUUGUCAGAUCACGUCCUGGAGAAUCUCCCGACAUUGUGCAACAUCUCUACCGGAACCAAAAUCUCGUAUGCCACCGUCCGAGCAUUCCAGAACGUCAUUCGGGAAAUGGACCUGCUGGAUCUCAUCCUCCAAAAUGCCACCGCCAAAACCUCCGAUGGUAGAAUCGACCGGUCCGACUUCCUCAACGAAGCCUCACGAAUGACCCGCUUUUCCCUCUACACCCCUAUGGAGGCCGACAUUCUGUUCCACUUUGCCGGUCUCGAUGUCCCCUCUGGACGGUUGGCUCUGGAUGAUUUCACCAAAGUUCUGGAUGCAAGCUGGCAGAAUACAGGAGCCAAGUUAGGCGCAAUCAACGAUGCAGCAGACCGCGUCGUGUCCAAGUCUCAGCACUUCCUCCACAGCCUCCUCGAGUCUGCUCACCAUUUCGGCCUCGGUAGUAUCGCGGGCGCGUUUGGUGCUUUCAUGGUCUAUCCGAUCGAUCUCGUCAAAACUCGCAUGCAGAAUCAACGAAGUGUGCUGCCCGGCGAACGUCUCUACGAGAACUCAAUAGACUGCGCACGCAAGGUCAUUCGAAAUGAAGGUUUUCGAGGCCUGUACUCUGGUGUCCUUCCCCAACUUGUCGGAGUCGCUCCAGAAAAGGCGAUUAAAUUAACAGUCAACGACCUUAUACGCGGCCGGUUCACCGACAAACAGACAAAUGCAAUUCCUUUGCCUGCGGAGAUUCUUGCCGGUGGAUCUGCCGGUGCAUGUCAAGUGGUCUUCACCAACCCUCUCGAAAUCGUCAAAAUCCGUCUCCAAGUGCAAGGCGAACUGGCCAAGAAGUCUGAUGCCGUGCCUAAACGAUCGGCGAUGUGGAUUGUGCGCAAUCUGGGCAUCUUAGGCCUGUACAAAGGUGCAUCGGCGUGUCUAUUGCGUGACGUUCCAUUCUCGGCGAUCUAUUUCCCCACCUACAACCACCUGAAACGCGACAUGUUCGGCGAGUCGCAGCAGAAGAGACUCGGCGUCCUCCAGCUCCUGACGGCGGGUGCCAUCGCAGGCAUGCCGGCCGCGUACCUCACCACGCCGUGCGACGUGAUCAAGACGCGGCUGCAAGUCGAAGCGCGCAAAGGCGACGUGGUCUACAACGGCCUGACAGACUGCGCCCGCAAGAUCUGGCAGCAAGAAGGAUUCCGCGCGUUCUUCAAGGGUGGGCCGGCCCGGAUCUUGCGCUCGUCGCCGCAGUUCGGAUUCACCCUGGCCUCGUACGAGGUGUUGAGCAAGCUAUUCCCGCUCGGCGGCGAGGAGGCUGAGGUCCAUUCGACUGCUGGGAAGAUGGAGCCGGGCGUCGGUCUUAGAGAGACCAAGGCUCCGCUGCCGUACCUGCGCAGUCGGAAUGCGUUGAAGAUCCUGUUGGAUCUGGAUAACAGUUUCGGCCGCGUCCGUGUUCCUGCCAGCCUGGAGGGGUCGAGGUUCUUCUCAUCGCCGGCGUCGAAGAAGUGA
This is a messenger RNA of Capronia coronata CBS 617.96, 2091 nucleotides long. RefSeq lists its product as uncharacterized. The record is from RefSeq and is a predicted model, not a curated record. Gene Ontology annotation, biological process: malate-aspartate shuttle; aspartate transmembrane transport; L-glutamate transmembrane transport. Lineage: Eukaryota; Fungi; Ascomycota; Eurotiomycetes; Chaetothyriales; Herpotrichiellaceae. Gene Ontology annotation, molecular function: calcium ion binding; L-aspartate transmembrane transporter activity; L-glutamate transmembrane transporter activity. The transcript is spliced from 3 exons. The coding region runs from base 1 to 2091 and encodes 696 amino acids.